AUUCACAGCUCACACACAGGAACGUACGGAGCAAGUGAUGGACUUCUUCUAAGGAACGCUUCACGGGCUAUUUCGUUAAAGGAUUUGCUAUCAUCGCAGAGCAAAAGGUGCCAGGAGUCGAGUUGGACGCACCUGCCUAAAGUGGGACGACAUAAGGGACUUAAACCCGGGAAAAGAGCAACAGAAGUACAACUCUCUGCAGCCAGCAUGUACUCGAAUUGCAAUGAAGACUUGAUGUCCGACUACCUAUUUGGCAUACUUAUCACCCACUGAAGAGGCCCGUGUUGCAGAAAUUGCCCUAACUCGGCCUGCGUGUGUGGACACACAUAUACGUAUAUACAUAUAUGUGCUACAAAUACAUCCUAGCACACACACUGUGCUAAAUUCAAAUCACUCUGGAGCUGAGGAACUGAAAGCAAGAGUAUGGUCCAACGGUUCACCCCAGUCCACUUGCUGGGGGCCCUCAUGGGCCUAUUUCUGCUUAUGCCCGUUCUAAUGGCACCAACACCUCCAAGCAUGUGCACUCCUUUGAGGACACUCAAUGAAAGUCUGAGCCACAGGCGACGAUACAUGAAGCAUUACUUUCCUGUUAACUACACCAUUAGGGUUCAUCACGAGGAAGUUUUUAAAAUAUCUAACAUCAGCAAAAUGAAGUUGCAGGUCGACGACUUAGAAGAACUUCACCUACAGAGGAUGUGGUUCCUUGUAAACCACAGCGUCUUAAAAAGGAUUAUCCGAGUGUUGCCAGAGCGACAUCCUUCGCGUCCGUACACUACAAAGUUGGAGAGACGUCUCCAAGACGCCGAGGGAGUUUUUGUGGAGUCGCAUCCACCAGAGGCAUUCCAGCAGGAGCUUCCAGGUGCAAUCCAGGACAUUUGGGAUUGUUUAACAGAAGAGUCAGGCAGAGUGCCUGAAUCCAGCUGGAGGUCUGCUUCUCCAAAAUCCCUUUUGGACAAUUUCUGUCACACCAUGCACUGUCUCUACAGUGAAUGCUUUGCCAGUGCUGAAACACAGGACCGAGGUGAGUCCCUUCACAUGAAGACUGAAAGCCGCAUUUUUAGGUAGCCAUAAUGUAAUGGACAACUAGAAAGAGUACAUUGUAAGGGUGUAAAAAAACUCACCAAAAUGAUACAAUAUUGAUUCUUUGGACAACAUUGUCAUAAUUGCCGAUAUUACAAAGUCUGCUACGGUUCGACUCAAGGGCCUUUGAUUGAUUUAUUAGGAGAUGAUGUACACAUUUAACACAUUUAGUUCCAUAAAAAAUACAAAGAGAUUCUGUCAUUUUUUUUUUUUUCUAAAACCAUCUCAGACAUUUGAAUUAAGAGAGUUCUUUGCCAUGUGGUGCCAUGUUUCAGUGACCAGUAUAAGAGUGUGAGAGCUGCACUACAAAUUUGAACACACCUGCUCCCUAUGCACACCUGGACCGAGUAACACUAACAGAUCACAUGACAUUUUGGAGGGAAAAUGACAAGCAGUACUUAAUUUGGACAUUUAGGGAUGUAGUUUCUAAGGGGUGUACUCACUUUUGUUGCCAGAGGUUUAGAUAUUAAUGGCUAUAUUUGAGUUAUUUUGAGGGGAAAAUAAAUGAACUCUAUUAUAUAAGCUCCACACCGACUACUUUUCAUUGUGUCAUUUUCUCAAUGUUGUCCCAUGAAAAGCUAUACUUAAAUAUCUGCAGAAAUGCGAGAGGUGUACUCAUUUUUGUGAUACACUGUAUAUCUAUAAACUUUCGGUCUUUGUUAGUUAGCUGUUUGUGAAGUUUUGUGCUUGUACGUUACGUUGACUUAUAGACCCCACUCACCAACGUCACACAAUGGCGUGUCGCUGUAUUGUGCCACCAUAUUGUCCGUCAUUGUGUGUCCGUAUUCUCAAUGGUCUCAAUUUAUCAUGCAAUUUAUAGUGCAAUUCAUGGAAGCCCCGGUGCUUUCAGACGCUGUAAACUCAUUGGAUGUGUUGCAUAAAAGGCGUUAUGUGGAAAAGCUUCGGUCGAUCCAUUCACCAGAUCCAUAUUUGAUGCCUAAAUCGAUAUUUUUCGACCCGCUGUCUUCGCCGUCUCUGCCUGACAUCUGCUACCCUGAUAUCUACAACUAUCUUGUCCACAGAAACUCAGCCUAUUCUCACGAAACUUUGAAAAACUUUAAGAGCAGCACUCUAAGCAACAUUACCCCGUGUGACCCUUUACUUCCAAUUUUCUAAAAUGGCGACAAUCAGUAAAAAAAAAGUUGACUGCGAUGGCCGACGCUUCAAGGAUAGGUGGAUAUUGGACUAUUUCUUCAAUAAAAUACUCAACAACUGUGUGCCUCAUUUGCAAAGAGACAGUCGCUGUUUUCAAAGAGUUCGAUAUGACGCGAUAUUACCAAACAAGACACGCUGACAUGUACGACAACAUUACAGGGAAGAUACGCAGCAAGAAAUUAUAGCAACUUGAAGCUAGUUUAAUUUCACAGCAGCAGUAUUUCGCAAGAGCCCGAGUGUCGAAAGAGAAUGCUACAAAUGCGAGAUUGUUGAAAUUAUGAAUUAAAAAAUAAUAAUAAUAAAGCAAAUGUGACACACAGAAGGGCUUGCUAAAAUUUGUUUAAAUAUAUUGUUCUACGUAAAUCAGCCAAGGUAGCCCCCCAUAUUUUUACCACACCAAAUCUGGCCCCCUUUGCAAAAAGUUUGGACACCCCUGUUUAACUGAUGAUCCGUAGACGAGGCCAGCUUCUUUCACUUGUUACCAGCUAAAUAUUAUUCAAAAAAUAAUGA
This is a messenger RNA of Corythoichthys intestinalis (scribbled pipefish), 2745 nucleotides long. It is a transcript of the gene il34, whose product is annotated as interleukin 34. The record is from RefSeq and is a predicted model, not a curated record. The transcript has 8 exons. Gene Ontology annotation, molecular function: macrophage colony-stimulating factor receptor binding. Gene Ontology annotation, biological process: positive regulation of protein phosphorylation; positive regulation of macrophage differentiation; positive regulation of monocyte differentiation. Lineage: Eukaryota; Metazoa; Chordata; Actinopteri; Syngnathiformes; Syngnathidae. Bases 424 to 1065 code for a protein of 213 amino acids.